CCUGGUAGAAAACUUUGAUCUUUUGAAUCGAAGCUAACGAAGCAUUUGUUUUGAAAAAAGUAAACAAUAUGGCGAUGAUUAUGCGUGUCUGUAAACAAGCUGUAAAUAUAGACGGCAACCCACAGCUUCAGCGAGUAUUUCGAAGGCUUGCGACUUUGUUUAGACCAUUUUCGCGGCACAUUUAUAGCAGUAGAAGUAGAAUAAGCAGUGGACCAGAUCGAGAUAUGAUAUACCGAGUCCUCACAAAUGAAGAUGGCAAUGUGCCUGUUGCCAGAUUUAUUGGCGCUCUUAGAGAAGCUGGUUUAAGAGUCAAAGAUCCAAGACUGAAGGAAACAAUGACAAACUUUCAGCAAUAUUUGCAGCAAGAAAAUUUUGAAGGCUUUGUGGAUGAAGGAACAUUCAGAAGAUCCAUACAGAAAAACAUUGUCCUGAUAGAGAACGCUCUUCGUGGAGAUCUUGUGAUUCCAGAGUUUAGUCAACUGACAAAGCCUAUUGAGGAAAUAUACAAUAAAUGUAAAGAAAACAAGGAAGGAAAGGUUGCUGAUUACAUUCCUCAGUUGGCAAAGUUCGACCCUGACCUGUGGGGCGUGGCUGUUUGUUCUGUAGAUGGACAGAGAUUUGCUAUUGGGGACUACAGAGAUCAUUUUUGUCUUCAGUCAGUGUCCAAGUGCCUGCACUAUCCAAUUGUUUUAGAGGAUCUAACAGCAGAGGUGGUGCAUAAAUACGUCGGACAUGAACCCAGUGGGCAAGCAUUUAAUUAUUUACACUUGAAUAACAACGAUCAGCCUCACAAUCCAAUGUUAAAUUCUGGUGCCCUAGUUCUAUGUGCACUUCAAAAGCCUGAGCUGCCCUUGGCUGACAGAUGCGAAUAUGUUCAGGGGAAGUUUAAGCAAGUAGCUGGGGGAGAAUACAUUGGAUUCAGUAAUGCAACGUUUCUGUCUGAGCGCGAGACAGCUGACAGAAACUAUGCUUUAGGAUACUACAUGAAUGCUCACAAGGCAUUCCCACCAAAUACAAAUCUUAUGGAUACUUUUGAACUUUAUUUUCAUACUUGCUCAACAGAAAGCAACUGUGAUUCUGGAAGUGUCAUGGCUGCAACUUUGGCCAAUGGAGGAAUUUGUCCACUUACUGGUCAAAAAGUUUUUAGUUCUCGGACUGUACAGCACACAUUGUCUCUGAUGCACUCAUGUGGAAUGUAUGAUUACUCUGGACAGUUUGCUUUUCAUGUAAGAAGGAUUAACUGUACAUAUACCAAGACUGUAACAUGUAAUAUUGUACUCAUGGUAACAUUUUUGCAGGUUGCUGAUUACAUUCCUCAGUUGGCAAAGUUCGACCCUGACCUGUGGGGCGUGGCUGUUUGUUCUGUAGAUGGACAGAGAUUUGCUAUUGGGGACUACAGAGAUCAUUUUUGUCUUCAGUCAGUGUCCAAGUGCCUGCACUAUCCAAUUGUUUUAGAGGAUCUAACAGCAGAGGUGGUGCAUAAAUACGUCGGACAUGAACCCAGUGGGCAAGCAUUUAAUUAUUUACACUUGAAUAACAACGAUCAGCCUCACAAUCCAAUGUUAAAUUCUGGUGCCCUAGUUCUAUGUGCACUUCAAAAGCCUGAGCUGCCCUUGGCUGACAGAUGCGAAUAUGUUCAGGGGAAGUUUAAGCAAGUAGCUGGGGGAGAAUACAUUGGAUUCAGUAAUGCAACGUUUCUGUCUGAGCGCGAGACAGCUGACAGAAACUAUGCUUUAGGAUACUACAUGAAUGCUCACAAGGCAUUCCCACCAAAUACAAAUCUUAUGGAUACUUUUGAACUUUAUUUUCAUACUUGCUCAACAGAAAGCAACUGUGAUUCUGGAAGUGUCAUGGCUGCAACUUUGGCCAAUGGAGGAAUUUGUCCACUUACUGGUCAAAAAGUUUUUAGUUCUCGGACUGUACAGCACACAUUGUCUCUGAUGCACUCAUGUGGAAUGUAUGAUUACUCUGGACAGUUUGCUUUUCAUGUUGGGUUACCAGCUAAAUCAGGUGUAAGUGGUGCAAUCUUGAUUGUUGUGCCGAAAGUAUGUGGUAUCAUGGUGUGGUCACCCCCUUUGGAUCAGCAUGGUAACAGUGUCAGAGGAAUGCAGUUUUGUAAGGAACUUGUCAACUACUUUGAUUUUCACAACUAUGAUUUAAAGGGUGCUUCAUCGGGAAGAAAAUUAGACCCUCGCAGGAGAAAAGCUGAAAUACAGGGAGAACAAGUUGUAUAUCUACUUUAUGCUGCAAGUUAUGGAGACGUGACAGCCUUAAGAAGGUAUUAUCUGUCUGGUACAGACAUGACUCUAACAGAUUAUGAUGGACGCACAGCAUUACACAUAGCUGCAGCUCAAGGUUGUUCUGAGGUAGUUAAAUUCCUGCUAGAUCACUGUGCUGUUCCAGCUGAUCCAAAAGACAGAUGGGGAUUUUCUCCACUCGAUGAAGCGGUGCGAUUUAACCACCAAGCCUGUGAAGAGUUGUUAAAAAACCAUCUUCAGUCACAAGGAAAGACAAUCUCUUGAACGAUGUUUUGAUCAAAUAUGAAUAAAAUAACAAUUAUUUAAGCACCACUGUGCAAAAUUUUAUCUAAAAUUACUGUUAAGGGUUUGUCCAGUAGCCCUGAGCUAGAGAGAGGAAAAAAACAGUCUUGUGAAUGCAUUUUUCAACAGUCAUUUGAAAUUCAGUAAUUCAGUGCACAAUCGGAGUGUUACUAGUAGAACUGGCCAUGAGGUCUCUUCCCCUGAAAAACAAUAAUUUAUAACUUUUGUGGAUGGUUUCAACACUAAAACAGAUUGCAAGUGACAAAUAUGGAAAAAAUUGGUCUGAAUUUUUUCAGGAUAAGAUUCAUUAAAUUCAAUUUCUGAAAACAAUGAGUUUUACCACAAAAAAAGUAAUAGGUUAUAUAGACCCAUUACAAAAUUAAUCACAGUUAUUUUCCGUCACCUUGAAGAACCAUUAUUUUGUCGACAGAAUUAGAUCACUUCACCUUGAAGAUGAAUUGCUGUAUGUAUGGUAGUUUGAAAGCUAUAUUCUUAUUAAGAGGGACAAACAU
Messenger RNA from Orbicella faveolata, 3052 nucleotides. RefSeq names its product glutaminase kidney isoform, mitochondrial-like. The record is from RefSeq and is a predicted model, not a curated record. Gene Ontology annotation, molecular function: protein binding; glutaminase activity. NCBI's taxonomy places the organism in Eukaryota, Metazoa, Cnidaria, Anthozoa, Scleractinia, Merulinidae. Gene Ontology annotation, biological process: L-glutamine catabolic process.